AUGCUUUACGUCGUUGCCCCAUACUAUUCUGCCAUUUUCAGAAGCACGAAGCUUAUCCAGCGGACAGGAAAGAGUAGUCUUAUCAACGCGCUGCUGCACACAGAAGGUCUGGCUCUAACAGAUGUAUCUGGCAAAGCUGUCACAGCAUUUCCGACCGAAUAUCGAUAUCGCGAGGAACAUCAAGAAGCUAAAUUCGUCAUCAAGGCAGAAUGUUUCACCGAUAGUGAAUUGGAUGACCACAUCCAAGAACUCUUGGACGAAUACAGACAGCCUUAUAUGGCUAGCGCAAAGGAGCUUUCGGAGGUCGAGUACAAGAUGGCUGAAGACAAAUCUCAUGCUGCAAAACAGGUUUUCGAGACAGUCUUUGGAAACACAGAGAUGUUCUUCCACGACACAGGUGACCAUUACAGUGAUCUUGAUCUCGAAUCAAUGAAGGAUCAAUCUGAGGGCGCCUACGAUAGAAUUCUCCCUCAGCUCCAGCACUUGAGUCGGACUUUGAAGUGGCCAGAAGAUAUGGCAGAUGGUCUCUGGGAAGACAAGAGCGCCACAGCGGUGAGGGUCAGUGAGCUUCCCCAACCUUGGAUCGAUAGCGGGCUGUGGGUUUUUGUCAAAAUUGCGCGGGACGCUUCCAUGACAAAUGCAGUAUGCGUGGUGCUGAGCCUAGAUCUACUAGCAUUUACCUCGAAUCCGAUCUUCUCAAGGCUGGAAUUAUCUUUGCUGAUUUACCAGGACCACGGCGACAUGAAAGAUCUCGAAAAGCAUGUAAGCAAAGACCUGCUCGACAAGGUGAAAGAUCAGCAAAACCAACUUUCGAACAAUCGGGACAAGCUGAGUGUUUCUGAGUGGAUGAAAGCUUGUGCUGAAGUCAAGAUCAAGUACAAUACCCUUUUAUUCUCAUCUCGAAAUGAGAGAGUUGAGACCCAAUUUAAGGAUAGGUAUGCCGCAGACUUCAAGGAAUAUAUUCCUGCUCUCUUUUGUGUUGACAAUCGCGACUAUCAUACUUGUCGCAAUGAACAGGAAGCGAUUCUGAGUGGCAUUCCGAAGCUCAGAAUGUUCUGCUAUGAAAGACCGGCAAAGGCACAAUUCAAGUCGGCCCAUCACUAUAUCUGGACAGAGCUUCCGUCGUUGAUCUCGUCUAUCAAGAUCUGGGUCCAAGCGGCUCGAAGUCCUGUGAAACAGAACCUUGCGUCUGCAGAGUCUUUGUUCAAUGAUUUCGAUAAAAUCGAAACGGCUUGGCGUGAAGUCAUAGAAAACGCUUUUGGCGGUAUGCUAAGCAACUGUGGUGUGCUGAUACUCUCCAGCAAUUGUCUUCUGCGAAUACUCAUUUUUCCAGAUGAGAAUUUGCAGGAGAUCAUCGAACGCGCAGUCACAACUUGUGAAUGCCAGGGAAAGAUGCAUCAUUGUGCGAGUUUCUAUACCUUUGGGCAUCUCAAAAGCUUACAAAGAAUAGCCUCAUACCGCGCAUUUAUCAGAAAAAACGGCACACACCAGACGAAGACCGUUGGCAAAAGAAACUGGAAUCGCGAAUUGAACGAAGACGCGAAUAUCGUCCUUGCAGACGAUUGGAAGAGCUUGGAUGAGCAGAUAGCUACUGGUAUCCAGUGGUACUUGAAGCGUGUCAAGGAGUCUAUGGAUAAGAUCAUAGCAAGUGCCAUCGAUACCAUGGCACCACAAGAAUUCAUCCGAAACAUGCGAGGGCGACAAACUCGUCUUCAUUUCAAACUCGAUAUCGAGUUUGGGGAGUUUAGAAUGGAUUUGGGGGCCACCAAGAGGAAUGCAACUGCCGGGGAUGAAGCAUCCCAUUUUAUGCAAUCCUCACUCUGGCAAGCUGUUGAUCAAAUGAUGUCUCUAGGUGCUGGUGUAAUAGCCCGAAACCGCGAACGGAUCCUCGAGCACGUUACCUCUGGACUUUUCGAUGAGCUCUUCAGGAAGAUAAACACGAAUCUUGGCGAGCUCGCUCUCAAGCAUUUGAACAGUAUUGCUACCAUACGCGCUGAAAUCUCCGAUGCGAUUGACGCUGAUAUAUCGGUCAUGACCGCUCCUGAUACUGCGGUAUUUGAGAAGCACCCUGAAUUUGGACAGAAAGUCGUACGAAUGCUCAGCACGGCCAAGAAGUCUUUAGAAUUGCUGCAAAAUGCGGCGGCUCGACCAGUGGCUUGGGCGCACCAACGUGGAUACAUCCAAGACGUUUGA
Molecule: messenger RNA, 2193 nt
Organism: Endocarpon pusillum Z07020
Lineage: Eukaryota; Fungi; Ascomycota; Eurotiomycetes; Verrucariales; Verrucariaceae
Exons: 9
Coding region: 1-2193 (730 amino acids)
Source: RefSeq, a predicted model, not a curated record